Molecule: messenger RNA, 399 nt
Organism: Bipolaris maydis ATCC 48331
Lineage: Eukaryota; Fungi; Ascomycota; Dothideomycetes; Pleosporales; Pleosporaceae
Source: RefSeq, a predicted model, not a curated record
AACUUCUUUUCCCCAAAUCACAUCAAAUUUCGCAUUUCACCUACCCCAGUAAACUCUAUCUGAACCGCAAUAAUGUCUCGCCCAAUCGAAAUCGUCGCCAUCGUGCAACCCAAACCAGGAAAAGCAGACAGAGUCCAGGAAAUUCUCACCAACGCCGCGCAAGUCGUCAAGGAAACUGAACCCGGAAUUCUGCGCUACCACCUCCACCGCGAGGUCAAAGGCGACAGUCCAAGAUUCAUCAUGCUGGAGAAAUACGCGGACAAAGCCGCACUAGACUUUCAUGUUAAAAGCGACAUUGGCGCAAAAGUAGCAAACGCGUUCAAAGACGAGGAUUUGGUCGAGAGCCCGAUGAAGGUUAUUUUUGUGAAGAGCGUUGGCGGAUACGCUAGCAAGUUGUAA